CCAAGCCUCCCUCUCUCUCGCUCUCGCUCUUCGGCAAUGAGUUCAAGAAGGCUAAAGAGCCCCGUCGCGAGGCCAAUAAGGAGGAGAGAGAGCUGCCGGCGGCGAAUUUUGAGAACGCAUAAGAGUCCGAGAACUGCAGGAUGCGGCGGCGUCGAGUGUUCCUCUGUUUCGGACAAGUUGGAGGCGCUGAAAAGCCUCAUCCCGGCGCAGCAUGGCGGUGACAUAAAGGCAGAGCAGCUGUUCCAGCAAACGGCUGACUACAUUGUUCUCCUCAAAACGCAAGUGUUGAUUUUGCAGAAACUCGUCGACUUCUACGGCCAGAACCACAAUGCUGUAUAGUUUCCUGAUUUAGCGCUUCAUUUUUCAAAUAUAUGGAGAUGAGAUCGUCGAUCUCUCUCUCUCUCUCUCCUAAUCCACUGUAUGGCUACUUUAGAUGCACUCCACCAUUAAUUAGUUAAACUGUGCGAUCUGAUGAAGUUUUGGUAUUAGUUAAUUUGUUUCUUCUUCUUCCUUCUUCUUCUUCUGUUUGUGUUUUUGCAUUUUGAAUUAAUUCCUUGUUUCUGAAACCCUAGCGCCAUGAAUGAAUCGGAUGAGUCGGCUGACAGAAAAACUGGACAGAGCAUU
This is a messenger RNA of Diospyros lotus (date-plum), 624 nucleotides long. RefSeq lists its product as uncharacterized. The transcript has a single exon. The coding region runs from base 37 to 339 and encodes 100 amino acids. Gene Ontology annotation, biological process: regulation of DNA-templated transcription. The record is from RefSeq and is a predicted model, not a curated record. Lineage: Eukaryota; Viridiplantae; Streptophyta; Magnoliopsida; Ericales; Ebenaceae.